Molecule: messenger RNA, 2331 nt
Organism: Paralichthys olivaceus (Japanese flounder)
Lineage: Eukaryota; Metazoa; Chordata; Actinopteri; Pleuronectiformes; Paralichthyidae
Gene: slc32a1
Product: solute carrier family 32 member 1
Biological process (GO): amino acid transmembrane transport
Cellular component (GO): vacuolar membrane
Molecular function (GO): L-amino acid transmembrane transporter activity
Source: RefSeq, a predicted model, not a curated record
UGCGUUGCAUUGGCAGGCUGGUGAGGACACGUGUCUCCUCCUCCUAUCCCCCCCUUGGGCUCCACGGUACCGCAUUGGCAUCAGUAAAGGCACCUGAAAACCUACAACCGACUCCAGGAAAGGCUGCGUGCCACCUUAAACCCCAAAAGAAAACGAUAUUACAGGUCAGAAGGAGACCGGUGGCUUGCCCUUGCUCGUGCGUAAAGCUUUUGCGCACACCGCUGAACUGCCUCAGAGACUGAAAAAGGUGCGCUACGCGUCGAGUAUCAGAGCGCGGUGCCAGGAUGCAGAGACGGAGCGGCGUCGUCUGAAGGUGACAUGAACCUGGGGAUAAUCAGGAGCAGCAGCAGGCGCGCACUGAACCAGAAGUGGAGAUAGCAACUGAAAACCACCGGUGUCUUGACGCUCAACUCUUUUUUCUCGUGGCUUUAUCUAAUGUAGAGAAUCAAGAGCAGCAACUUGAAGUAGCCUCAAUUUUUUACCGACUGAAGAAGAAAAAAAAAUACACCAAUUAAGCAGCAGAUAGUUACGAGUCGGAAGAAGAGCACAAAAAUGGCGACAUUAAUCAGAGGCAAGCUUUCCAAUAAACUGUCAAACGCAGCCACGACUGUGUCCAACAAAUCCCAGGCGAAGGUGAGCGGCAUGUUCGCCAGGAUGGGCUUCCAGGCCGCCACCAACGAGGAGGCGCUGGGCUUCGCCGCCUGCGACGACCUGGACUACGACCACCGGCAAGGCAUGCAGAUGGACAUUUUGUCGUCCGAUGAGAUGGGGGGAGAGCCGAGUGGAGAAGGGGGCGCGAUGGAGGGGGACAGCCACUACCAGAGGGAAGGCACCGGUCCAUCGCGCUCAGGCUCAAAGGACGGGGGUCCGACGAACGAGUUGACCGAAGUCAGACCAAAAAUCACCGCUUGGGAGGCGGGCUGGAACGUCACGAAUGCAAUCCAGGGGAUGUUUGUUCUGGGGUUGCCCUACGCCAUCCUGCACGGAGGAUACCUUGGACUGUUUCUCAUUAUUUUCGCCGCCGUAGUGUGCUGUUACACGGGGAAAAUCCUCAUUGCCUGCCUGUACGAGGAGGACGAAGACGGGCAGCUCGUCCGUGUGAGGGACUCCUAUGUGGACAUUGCCAACGCCUGCUGCGCGCCCAGAUUCCCGUCUUUAGGAGGCCAUGUCGUGAAUGUAGCCCAGAUCAUAGAGCUGGUGAUGACUUGCAUCCUGUACGUGGUGGUCAGCGGCAAUCUCAUGUACAACAGCUUCCCCAACAUGCCAAUAUCCCAGAAGUCGUGGGCCAUCAUAGCCACCGCCGCCCUGCUCCCCUGCGCCUUCCUCAAGAACCUGAAAGCCGUCUCCAAGUUCAGCUUGCUGUGCACGAUGGCCCACUUCGUCAUCAACGUCCUGGUGAUAGCCUACUGUCUCUCCAGAGCCAGGGACUGGGCCUGGGACAAGGUCAAGUUCUACAUCGAUGUCAAGAAGUUCCCCAUCUCCAUUGGGAUUAUCGUGUUCAGCUACACGUCGCAGAUCUUCCUGCCGUCUCUGGAGGGGAACAUGAAUAAACCCAGCGAGUUCCACUGCAUGAUGAACUGGACUCACAUCGCUGCCUGCAUCCUCAAGGGCCUGUUCGCCCUCGUGGCCUACCUGACCUGGGCCGACGAAACCAAGGAGGUCAUCACAGACAACCUGCCCCCAACCAUCCGUGCUGUCGUCAACCUCUUCCUCGUGGCCAAAGCUUUGCUGUCGUAUCCGUUGCCGUUUUUCGCAGCCGUCGAGGUGCUGGAGAAAUCGUUUUUCCAGGAUGGGGGACGCGCGUUCUUCCCAGAUUGCUACGGGGGCGAUGGACGCUUAAAAUCCUGGGGACUCUCUCUCCGCUGUAUCCUUGUUGUGUUCACCUUGCUCAUGGCGAUCUAUGUGCCACACUUCGCCCUCCUCAUGGGCCUCACCGGCAGCCUGACAGGCGCGGGCCUUUGCUUUCUGCUUCCCAGCCUCUUCCACCUCAAGCUUUUAUGGAGAAAGCUGCUGUGGCACCAGGUUUUCUUUGACGUCUCCAUCUUUGUAAUAGGAGGUAUAUGCAGCAUAUCUGGUUUCAUCCACUCGAUGGAGGGGCUCAUAGAGGCUUUCAGAGACAACGUAGAGGAGUAGACGCAUCGCUGGGACUAAAUGUUAACCGCAAAACCCCAUUUAGUGAAAAAAUAAGAAAUAACGAUGAUAAUAAAACACGACUUCCCCGCAAACGCAGCCCCUCUGCUUAAUCCAUGCGUAAAAGCGCACACUCAUUAAGUCUUGCAUCACAUCAGAAAAAAAUGCGCACACACUCACACGUACACAAACGUGUACACA